Rodentolepis nana is the source of this 624-nucleotide messenger RNA. NCBI's taxonomy places the organism in Eukaryota, Metazoa, Platyhelminthes, Cestoda, Cyclophyllidea, Hymenolepididae. The record is from the annotation of a GenBank genome assembly.
UUAUAUUUCUUGCAGAUCCGUAGCUUCUCAACGUCCUCUCUUGCACGGGCCAUUAUUCAUGUAAGUCCACCCACACAAUUUUUUGGAAGAGAUGGUCGCUAUGCCACUGCUCUUUAUUCUGCUGCUAUUAAAUCUAAAAAUCUUGAGACGGUAGAGAAGGAUCUACUCAAAGUUAAGAGUACCCUAUCAGCAGAUAAAAAGUUCCGUGAGUUUUGCCAAGAUCCAACUAUCAAACGUCAUGUAAAAGUUCAAGCCUUUUCUGAAGCCUUAAAGAAAUUAGGUCUUUCCACUCAAGUCAACAAUAUGCUUCACAUCCUCGCUGAAAAUGGUCGCCUUAACACACUCCCAAAAGUUCUCGAUACCUUUGGGCAAAUUAUGGUUUCUCAUCGUGGUGAAGUAUCUUGUGUUGUAACAACCGCGAAACCGCUUGAUCGCGCCACCGAAAAGGAUCUUUCCACUGCCCUUGAGAAAUUCCUUAAACCUGGACAGAAGCUUAACCUUUCACUUAAGGUUGAUCCCGAGUUGAUUGGCGGUAUGGUUGUAAGCAUCGGGGACAAAUACGUCGAUAUGUCCAUACAAAAGAAACUUCGAUCCUAUAAGGCUAUAUUGGAACAACCUGUGUAA